CAGAAGAGAGACAACAUUGGAAUCCUUGGCUUUGCUUAAUCUGGAGUGUUAUUAUGCAUCUAGCCAUACUAUUGCUCUUCACCUUUUUUAGAGAAAUUAGUGCCCAGUUCCCCCGGCAGUGUGCUACAGUCACAGCACUGACAAGUGGUGAAUGUUGCCCAGACCUGCUUUCAGUGGUAGUACCUGGUUCAGACCGCUGUGGAUCAUCUACUGGAAGGGGUCAAUGUGUCCAAGUGAUGGCAGACACACGACCCCAUGGACCUCAGUACAUGCAUGAUGGCCGAGACGACCGUGAGCAGUGGCCUUUACGCUUCUUCAACCGAACCUGCCAAUGCAACAGAAAUUUUGCAGGUUAUAACUGUGGAUCCUGCCGACCGGGCUGGACUGGACCUGUGUGUGAUCAGCCGAUUCAGAUAGUCAGAAGAAACAUUCUGGAUCUCAGCAACGAUGAAAGGAAUCGAUUCCUAAGAAUCCUGCAACAAGCCAAGAGCACAGUGCAUCCUGACAUUGUAAUUGCCAUCCGGAGACGGGAAGAGAUACUAGGCCCUGAUGGCAAUACACCACAGUUUGAAAAUAUAACCAUCUAUAACUACUUUGUGUGGUCCCAUUACUACUCUGUCAAAAAGACAUUCCUUGGCCCAGGGCAGCUGAGUUUUGGUGGAAUUGAUUUCUCCCAUGAAGGGCCAGCAUUUCUCACUUGGCACAGAUACCAUCUGAUACAGCUAGAAAAAGACAUUCAGGACAUGAUACGGGAUGCUUCUUUUGCACUUCCCUACUGGAACUUUGCAACAGGUAGAAACACUUGUGACAUCUGCACAGAUGAACUCAUGGGAGCUAGAAGCAACUUUGAUGCCAAUCUAAUAAGCCAAAACUCUGCCUUCUCUCAGUGGCGUGUUUUGUGUGAGAGUGUUGAUGACUAUGACACCUUGGGAACCGUAUGCAACAGCACAGAAGGUGGUCCAAUUAGACGAAACCCUGCUGGAAAUGUUGCCCGGCCAAUGGUGCAGCGCCUUCCUGAGCCACAGGAUGUUGCUCUUUGCUUAGAAGUCGGACUAUUUGAUACGCCGCCAUUCUAUUCAAAUUCAACAGACAGUUUUCGUAAUUCGUUGGAAGGCUACAGCCAUCCUUCUGGAAAGUACGAUCCAGUGGUACGCAGUCUUCAUAACCUGGCCCAUCUGUUUUUGAAUGGCACGGGAGGGCAAACCCAUCUGUCUCCAAAUGAUCCCAUUUUUGUUCUCCUGCACACCUUUACUGAUGCUCUCUUUGAUGAAUGGCUAAGGAGGCACAAUGCUGAUAUUUCAAUAUACCCUCUAGAGAAUGCCCCCAUUGGGCAUAACAGGCAGUACAACAUGGUACCUUUCUGGCCUCCAGUGACCAACAAUGAGAUGUUUGUUACAGCACCAGAAAAUCUAGGUUACAGUUAUGAAGUUCAAUGGCCAGCUCGGGCUCUCCACAUCACUGAGAUCAUAACUAUUGCAAUUGUGACAGCCUUGAUCCUGGUUGCAAUUAUAUUUGCUGUUGCCACGUGUAUAGUUCAUGCCAGACGGAGGGAUGAUGACCUUCAUCAGCCUCUUCUCAAUGACCAAUAUCAGGCCUAUUCAGAUGAUUAUGACAGCAUACCAACCCCAAGCCAGUCAGUUGUGUGAAACAGCAGCUGCUUGUACACCUUCUCUAGUGCCUGCUCUUUCUGGUCUAUCUGACAAUAAAAGAUAUUAAGAGUGACAAAUUUUGCUAGCUUUCCUAAUACCAUGGAAAUCUCAAGAGAUUUGUACCUGUAACAUGUUUUCUUUGUUCUUCAGAAUUCCCACUGGCUCCACUUGCUUCAUUUCCAUUCAUAAAAUGAAAUAAAUGACUGGCAUUUCUCCAGGCUGUUAAGGGUCUACUAGCAACCAUUUAACAAUG
Sceloporus undulatus (fence lizard) is the source of this 1902-nucleotide messenger RNA. It is a transcript of the gene TYRP1, whose product is annotated as tyrosinase related protein 1. The coding region runs from base 54 to 1646 and encodes 530 amino acids. Gene Ontology annotation, molecular function: oxidoreductase activity. Gene Ontology annotation, cellular component: melanosome. Gene Ontology annotation, biological process: melanocyte differentiation; melanosome organization. The transcript is spliced from 7 exons. Lineage: Eukaryota; Metazoa; Chordata; Lepidosauria; Squamata; Phrynosomatidae. The record is from RefSeq and is a predicted model, not a curated record.